This is a messenger RNA of Blepharisma stoltei, 708 nucleotides long. NCBI's taxonomy places the organism in Eukaryota, Ciliophora, Heterotrichea, Heterotrichida, Blepharismidae. The record is from the annotation of a GenBank genome assembly.
AUGUCAUCAGCUUCCUUUAAAGAUUUGCCACACACUCGAAUUAUCUAUUCACAGCCAAUGAUUUCUAAUAGAGCAAGCCUACCAUAUAAAAACCUUAAGCCUCUUCCUCUCAAAUUAAAUGAGCCUUUGCAUGAUUUUACCUUGAACUCUACCCCAUCCACAAUAAGCUGUCCUAAAAGCCCUUUUAGCUCAUUGCCAAUUUCUCAUAAAAGCUCUUUUUAUGAAAGUCCUACCAAACUAUGCUCAUAUAAAAAUAGCCUUAUAAAGCCAAGCUCAAGCUGCACAAUUUCUCCGACUAUUUUUACUAUAGAAGUCUCUGACAGGUCAAAUACAUUUUUGAACACUUUUAAAUUUCCGAUAUCUAAGCAAGGGUCAAAUUUAUUAAAUGGGUAUGUUGUAAAAGAACGCACAGAUUUAAUUAAUAAUCAAAAAGAAAAGAAAUUAGCAAGGCUAUCUGUGAAAUAUAAACCAAUGCAUAAAAAGAAAAGCAUAAUGAGCCCUGAGCCAUUUCGAACCAAAACAAGUAAGCAAAUAAGCGAUCAUGAGGUCAUAGAGAAAUAUAAAAAUUCGUUUCCUGAGAGAAAAGAAAAAUUUAUGCAGCUUUUGAAUAAUGAGCCUUACAUAGAGUAUGUAAAAGCUUCAAAAAAAUCCCAUUCUUUAGGAUAUCAUGCAAAUUAUAUAUCGAAGCAAUCAAAAUUUUUCAAUUAA